Molecule: messenger RNA, 2094 nt
Organism: Rhodotorula toruloides NP11
Lineage: Eukaryota; Fungi; Basidiomycota; Microbotryomycetes; Sporidiobolales; Sporidiobolaceae
Product: molecular chaperone HtpG
Exons: 9
Coding region: 1-2094 (697 amino acids)
Biological process (GO): protein stabilization; cellular response to heat; protein folding
Cellular component (GO): cytosol; perinuclear region of cytoplasm; protein-containing complex
Molecular function (GO): ATP binding; ATP hydrolysis activity; ATP-dependent protein folding chaperone
Source: RefSeq, a predicted model, not a curated record
AUGGCAGAGUCGUUCGCCUUCCAGGCCGAGAUCACCCAGCUCCUCGACCUCAUCAUCAACACCUUCUACUCGAACAAGGAAAUCUUCCUCCGUGAAUUGAUCUCCAACUCGUCGGACGCGCUCGACAAGAUCCGCUAUGCCGCCCUCACCGACCCGACCCAGCUCGACUCGGAGAAGGAGCUCUUCAUCCGCAUCACUCCCGACAAGGCCAACAAGACGCUCACCAUCCGCGACUCGGGUAUCGGCAUGACCAAGGCCGACCUCGUCAACAAUCUCGGUACGAUCGCCAAAUCGGGCACCAAGGCCUUCAUGGAGGCUCUCUCGUCCGGCGCCGACAUCUCGAUGAUCGGACAGUUUGGUGUCGGUUUCUACUCGGCGUACCUCGUCGCCGACAAGGUCACCGUCAUCACCAAGCACAACGACGACGAGCAGUACGUCUGGGAGUCGUCGGCCGGCGGCACCUUCACCAUCACCCCCGACACGACCAACCCGUCCCUCGGCCGCGGUACCCAGAUGAUCCUCCACAUGAAGGAGGACCAGCUCGAGUACCUUGAGGAGAAGCGGAUCAAGGACAUUGUCAAGAAGCACAGCGAGUUCAUCUCGUACCCCAUCCAGCUCGUCACCACCAAGGAGGUCGAGAAGGAGGUCGAGGAGGAGGAGGAGGAGUCGGCCGACUCGGACAAGCCCAAGAUCGAGGAGGUCGACGACGAGGACAAGAAGGACAAGAAGAAGAAGACGGUCAAGGAGAACGUCACCGAGCAGGUCGAGCUCAACAAGACCAAGCCGUUGUGGACGCGCAACCCGCAGGACAUCACCGCGGAGGAGUACGGCGCGUUCUACAAGUCGCUCACGAACGACUGGGAGGACCACCUCGCGGUGAAGCACUUCUCGGUCGAGGGUCAGCUCGAGUUCAAGGCGAUCCUCUUCAUCCCGAAGCGCGCUCCCUUCGACCUCUUCGAGUCGAAGAAGAAGCGCAACAACAUCAAGCUCUACGUCCGCCGCGUCUUCAUCAUGGACGACUGUGAGGACCUCAUCCCCGAGUACCUCAACUUCAUCAAGGGUAUCGUCGACUCGGAAGACCUCCCCCUCAACAUCUCGCGUGAGACGCUCCAGCAGAACAAGAUUCUCAAGGUCAUCCGCAAGAACCUUGUCAAGAAGGCGCUCGAGAUGAUCCAGGACAUUGCCGAGGACAAGGACAACUUUGCCAAGUUCUACGAGGCGUUCGGCAAGAACAUCAAGCUCGGCAUCCACGAGGACUCGCAGAACCGCUCCAAGCUCGCCGAGUUCCUCCGCUUCCACUCGACCAAGUCGGGCGACGAGAUGACCUCGCUCAAGGACUACAUCACGCGCAUGCCGGAGCACCAGAAGAAUAUCUACUACCUCACCGGCGAGUCGCUCAACCAGGUCCGCGACUCUCCCUUCCUCGAGAUCUUCAAGAAGAAGGGCUUCGAGGUCCUCCUCAUGGUCGACCCGAUCGACGAGUACGCGACGACGCAGCUCAAGGAGUUUGAGGACAAGAAGCUGGUCUGCAUCUCGAAGGAGGGCCUCGAGCUCGAGGAGACGGACGAGGAGAAGAAGGCUCGCGAGGAUGAGGCCAAGCAGUUCGAGGACCUCACGCGCACGAUGAAGGAGGUCCUCGGCGACCGCGUCGAGAAGGUCACCAUCUCGAACCGCAUCGCCGACUCGCCCUGCAUCCUCGUCACCGGCCAGUUCGGCUGGUCCGCCAACAUGGAGCGCAUCAUGAAGGCUCAGGCUCUCCGCGACGCCUCGAUGUCGUCCUACAUGAUGAGCAAGAAGACGCUCGAGAUCAACCCGAACAACGCCAUCAUCCGCGAGCUCAAGAACAAGGUCCAGGCCGACUCUGCCGACAAGGCCGUGCGGGACCUGGUCGUGCUCCUGUACGAGACGGCCUUGCUCACGUCGGGCUUCACGCUCGACGAGCCGCACCACUUUGCCGAGCGCAUCCACGCCAUGAUCUCGCUCGGCUUGUCCAUCGACGCCGACGAGCCCGCCGCGGCUGCGCAGGAGGAGCAGGACGACCAGCCGCCCGCUCUCGAGGCCACCGGUGCGAGCAGCAUGGAAGAAGUCGACUAA